Vigna angularis (adzuki bean) is the source of this 1708-nucleotide messenger RNA. Its product is annotated as flavonoid 3'-monooxygenase. The transcript is spliced from 3 exons. Lineage: Eukaryota; Viridiplantae; Streptophyta; Magnoliopsida; Fabales; Fabaceae. The coding region runs from base 84 to 1610 and encodes 508 amino acids. Gene Ontology annotation, molecular function: monooxygenase activity; iron ion binding; heme binding. The record is from RefSeq and is a predicted model, not a curated record.
CCAAACUGAAGAAAAACCCCAACAGACUACUUCUUCUACUACAGUUUCAUUUCAAAAUAGUAACAACUGUUCCAAAACUAACCAUGUCUCCGUUCAUGGUUGUCUUCGCAACAAUCGCAGCAGCGAUCCUCCUAUGUCGUUUAAUAAACUUCUUAAAGCGUUCUUCUUCUCUGCCACUCCCUCCAGGCCCAAAACCCUGGCCCGUUCUCGGGAAUUUCCCACACAUGGGCCCAGUGCCUCACCACUCCCUCGCCGCCUUGGCCCGCGUUCACGGCCCGUUGAUGCACCUGCGUCUCGGAUUCGUCGACGUCGUCGUGGCGGCGUCCGCGUCGGUAGCCGAACAGUUUUUGAAGAUUCAUGACUCUAAUUUCAGCAGCCGGCCACCGAACGCCGGAGCCAAAUACAUAGCCUAUAACUACCAGGACCUGGUGUUCGCCCCCUAUGGCCCGCGGUGGCGGUUGCUCCGGAAACUCACCUCCGUUCACCUCUUCUCCGGGAAGGCCCUGGAUGUAUUUAGACACUUGCGUGAGGAAGAGGUGGGAAGACUUACACGUAACCUGGGGAGUUCAGAGGGAAAAGCAGUGAAUUUGGGGCAAGUGUUGAACGUGUGCACCACGAACGCAUUGGCGAGGGUGAUGAUCGGACGGCGAGUGUUCGACGACGGGAACGGCGGCUGCGAUCCUAGGGCUGACGAGUUCAAGAACAUGGUGGUGGAGGUGAUGGUGUUGGCCGGCGUUUUCAACAUCGGCGACUUUAUUCCGUCGCUCGAGUGGCUUGAUCUUCAAGGAGUGCAAGCUAAGAUGAAGAAAUUGCAUCAAAGAUUUGAUGCAUUUUUGAGCACCAUUAUUGAAGAACACGAUUCUUCUUCCAACAAUCUCUUGAGUAUCUUGUUGUCUCUUCAAGAUGCGAAGGACGAUGACGGAAACCAUCUUACUCACACAGAGAUCAAAGCAUUGCUGCUGAAUAUGUUUACGGCUGGAACCGACACGUCAUCGAGCACAACAGAAUGGGCCAUCGCCGAACUGAUCCGAAAUCCAAGAGUCCUGACCCAAGUCCAGCAAGAGUUGGACUCUGUUGUGGGCCGAGACAGGAGCGUGAAAGAGGAGGACUUGGCCCAUCUCCCGUACUUACAAGCUGUGAUUAAGGAAACCUUCAGGCUCCACCCAUCAACCCCUCUUUCUCUGCCACGUGUCGCUGCCGAGAGCUGCGAGAUAUUUGGGUACCACAUUCCUAAGGGUUCGACUCUCUUGGUGAAUGUUUGGGCCAUAGCCCGUGACCCGAAGGAAUGGGCCGAUCCGUUGGAGUUCAGGCCCGAAAGGUUCCUUCCCGGCGGUGAGAAGGCUGAUGUUGACGUUAAGGGCAAUGACUUUGAGGUUAUACCAUUCGGUGCUGGGCGAAGGAUUUGCGCUGGGCUCAGCCUUGGGCUUCGAAUGGUCCAACUUCUAACUGCAACCUUGGCCCAUUCUUUUGAUUGGGAACUGGAAAAUGGGCUGAACCCAGAAAAGAUGAACAUGGAUGAAGCCUAUGGGCUGACCUUACAGCGGGCUGAGCCUCUGUCAGUGGUUCCCAGGCCCAGGCUCUCACCACAUGUUUACUCAAUGUAUUUAUAAUUUUUAAGCUUCUCGCUUUCUUAAUAGUGCUUAUGUUCCUUACUUUUUCUUAACUUGAGUUUUAGUAACAAUAAAAAUAUAUUGGUGAUAUUGUGUAA